AUGUUCAGCCCAAACGACAUCGAGAAGUAUCUCACAUCAAAGUACACCCUGCCAAACAACGCUCAUAUAGUUGCAAAGGGCAUACACAGAUUGACCCUUGGAGUUCCCCGCCUUGUCAACGGUGUCGUCGAAUACCUUUCCACCACCAGUCAACAACAGAAUGAGGAAGGGCUCAGGGCUUUCUUGCGAGGCUCAGCCACUUACUCCUCUGAGCUCAAUCCAACGCUCAUUUGGAGGGACUCCGAUGAACUUCCAAAGCUAAAGCUCUACAUGGAGCUGUGCAGAGCAUCGAUAUUCCAGGAUUGGGGCAUACCUUCAAUGUAUGACACCAACAAAGGUGUACCACUGAGGUAUGCGGAUUUCUUUCAAAUGCUCAACGUCUACCUGGAUAGAUUUCCUCCCAACCCCAAACUGGUUAUCGUUGUCAUCCCAUCAUUGACAAUCUCAGAGAUCAUUGAGGUCUCAAGACGAAACAACUCAGAGCACAUCUUCAGAGUUGGCGUACAACUGCAGCACUAUCUGAACAUCAGGUCCAACACGCUACGCCCCACUGGCAUUCCAUUAGAAGACUGUGUCGAAUCCAUUAUCGAGAUUCGAACAAACAAUGGACUUGAGAGCCAUUCAGAGGAAUGGUUCUGGAAUCAGCUUGCCAACCAAAACAUGGACUCGGAACUUGAUGGAACCAACAUGCACAACACCCAAGGUUUACCGCCUCUCACUCCAGCUCUCCAGAACAAACAAGUCAUCAAUCAGUCAAUCUCCCAGAUGUUCUUAUUCUUUUUGGGAUCAUGGGUCAGCGAUAUUCUCUGGAGAGGCAACAACAUCACCCACAUCAAGGCUUUCCCAAAGAUUGUCAGAGACUCGGAGAAUCAGAUCGAUUGGAACAGUGUUGCCAUGCAACAAACGUUGUCCACCAACAGGGUGGACUUGGCAUCAUACCCCCAUUGCCCCAUGCGACACUUCAAAGAUCUUUGGAGGAUGGCGCAUCCAUUCGCCACCUAUCGAUCGGCGCCAAAGUCUGGAAGCUCAGACUUCUAUACGAAGAUUGAUGACUCACUUGGCAUCGCUUGGGUCGUCAAGGAUGUCAAGGGUCCGUUGUCAACAGCCCAGGUUGAGAGCGAGAUGCAAAAGAUUGGCGACUCGACCAUUCGUUUUGUGAUGGUCAUCAUAUCGAUGACCCCACCUGCUCCUUUGAGCAUCACUUUGGUGGACCAGAUUAUUGGAACGUUGUACACACCCAACCAGAGACUUCAAAUUGUCACGCUCACUUAUGAUGGCCUCAAAUACUUCCUCUCUCCUGAGCUCUACAAGAUGCUUCUUCGUAUCUAA
This is a messenger RNA of Acytostelium subglobosum LB1, 1329 nucleotides long. RefSeq lists its product as hypothetical. The transcript has 5 exons. NCBI's taxonomy places the organism in Eukaryota, Evosea, Eumycetozoa, Acytosteliales, Acytosteliaceae. The record is from RefSeq and is a predicted model, not a curated record. Bases 1 to 1329 code for a protein of 442 amino acids.